CUGCAGUCUGAGCAUGGCACCGCUUGCUCUGAGCCGUCAUCACUUGGAUGUGGCGGCUGGAUGGUGCAACUCGUGGCUCAGUUGGCAGUUUCACAGUCACUAGCUCAAUUGACAAACCUGUAAAACGACGUAACGCAACACCAGACUAUCUUUCACUGCAAACGAGCUUCUGGGCGCGGCGAUCUCCACACCGUCCAUUUCCACUCCGCACAAUCAUGUUCUUAUCGAUGCUCGAGCAGUUCAUUCGUCAUGCGUCCGCGUUUGCGCCAAGGAUCACAUCACCUGCUGGGACUGGGCAUCGUGCCGAAUUACGAGGUGGGUAUUCUACGGCAAAGUGACUGAGACCUAACACGGUGGUGGCCGAUGGCUCUACUGUCAAGAUGCGAUGAUUUGCCCUGGCCGCCAAUCCUACCAGACUUGAUCUCUUUCCUUAUCAAUUCUGGGCUCAAGCUUGCGAGCUUGCCUUCCUGCCUAUGAAAUAUUCGCAUCUACGACAGCUGCGCCUUCGUCUCGCACGGGGAUACCAGAGUAACAACCCGUAGUUGGGGCUUUCACACCGUCCCGGCAAUCCACCUAUCCUCGCUACGAUAUCGACUUGAGGCUGCGUUCCUCGACCAAUGCGGAGAUCGAUGCGAAUUCAUCCAUGGUCCCUGCGUUGCAGACUCACUCGGUGUGCCGAUCAUCCAAUAGCUCGUUAAACUUUGUCUAUCCUGCCAGAUUUUAGAGAUAGCGAAAAUGGACCCAGACACACGCACUUCCAAUGCUACUACUUG
Molecule: messenger RNA, 773 nt
Organism: Mycena citricolor
Lineage: Eukaryota; Fungi; Basidiomycota; Agaricomycetes; Agaricales; Mycenaceae
Source: the annotation of a GenBank genome assembly